This is a messenger RNA of Telopea speciosissima, 1087 nucleotides long. RefSeq names its product peroxidase 51-like. Bases 60 to 1007 code for a protein of 315 amino acids. The record is from RefSeq and is a predicted model, not a curated record. The transcript is spliced from 3 exons. NCBI's taxonomy places the organism in Eukaryota, Viridiplantae, Streptophyta, Magnoliopsida, Proteales, Proteaceae. Gene Ontology annotation, molecular function: heme binding; peroxidase activity. Gene Ontology annotation, biological process: hydrogen peroxide catabolic process; response to oxidative stress.
UAGAGAGGGCGGAAAUAGGGAGAGGAGGAUGGUGGGGGGUGGUGGUGGUGGUGGUGGUGAUGGUGGUGGUGAUGGUGAUGGGGAAACAGGGAGAAGCACAGUUGGCGCAGAACUUCUACAGCUUCAGUUGCCCUAACGUGGAAGCGAUCGUGAGGCAGGCAGUGAUCACGAAGAUGAGCCAGACCUUCGUCACUGUUCCUGCAACUCUCCGUCUCUUCUUUCACGACUGCUUCGUCCAGGGCUGUGAUGCUUCAAUCAUGAUCGCAUCACCCAAUCAUGAUGCAGAAAAAGAUGCUCCCGACAAUCUGUCCCUCGCCGGAGAUGGCUUCGACACCGUCAUCAAGGCAAAACAAGCUGUAGAAGCUGUCUGCCCCGCCGUAGUCUCCUGUGCUGACAUCUUAGCCAUUGCUGCCCGAGAUGUCGUCUUCCUUUCAGGGGGACCUUCAUUCAUGGUGGAACUGGGGCGGAGAGAUGGGCUUGUAUCAAAGGCAUCCCUGGUGCCCGGAAACCUUCCAGAAACUAACUUCGAUCUCAACCAGCUCAACCAGCUCUUCAGCAACAACAAUCUCACCCAAAUCGACAUGAUUGCACUCUCGGGUGCCCACACCGUGGGCUUCUCACACUGUGGUCAAUUCUCCGACCGCCUCUACUCCUUCUCCUCUGCUUCCACCCUCGACCCUUCCUUGAAUGCAAGCUAUGCCCAGCAGCUGAUGACCGCCUGUCCCCAGAACGUGGAUCCCAACAUCGCCACCAACUUGGAUCCUGUCACCCCUCAGACCUUCGACAAUAUUUAUUACCAGAACCUGGUACUAGGGAAGGGUCUCUUCUCCUCCGAUGAGGUGCUCUUUACCAACCCGGCAUCACAGUCUACUGUCAUCGAUUUUGCUACUAACCCAUCCGACUUCAAUGCUGCCUUCAUUAUCGCCAUGAUAAAGCUCGGCAGGGUGGGUGUGAAGACGGGCUUCCUAGGGGAGAUCAGGACCGACUGCACAGCCUUCAAUCCUUAGAAAAUAUAAUGAAUCUUCUUGACGACAACCAUGGAUGAGUCAAGCCAAGCUGCUAACCCAUUCCGCUCGCUCUUACUGUA